AGGAUCGACUUUUCAGUCCUACCACUUUUGUUUCUCGGCCUAUUUGUCUUUCAGCUCGACCGGAUGAACCUUGCAAGCGCACUCACCGCAGGGUUCGCAGCAGAUGUCAACAUUGACCAGGACACCAUCAACCUCGGCAAUCAGCUCAUGUACAUGGGCAAUGUGGUCCUAGAGAUACCGUCAAAUAUGCUCCUUCAUUGGAUUGGUCCACAGAAAUGGAUAUCCGCGCAAGUCAUCAUGUUCGGCACAACUGCUUGCUUGCAAGUCUUCGUCACAAACCGUGCCGCGUUCAUCGCGACACGCCUCAUCCUCGGCCUGACAGAGGCGGGGUACAUCCCUGGAGGACUGUACACGUUAUCGACGUGGUACACACGACCCGAACUUGCCCGACGUGUUGCGGUGUUCUUCUUUGGCAUGUUUGGCGGCAACGCGAUGAGCCCGUUGCUCGCGGCGGGGAUCCUGCAGCUCGAAGGGACCAGGGGGCUUCGCGGGUGGCAGUGGCUUUUCCUUGUUGAGGGUCUAUUCACAAUAUGCGUAGGAGUCAGCCUGUUUCUCCUGCUGCCAGGGUGUCCAGAGCAGCCACGACCGUUUGGCAGUCCGGGACUCGUCAAGUUCUCGACCCAGGAUUUGACAAUUUUGCAAGAACGUCUCGAGGCAGAAAACCCGGAGCGCAAAUCCGCUACGCAGGGCUCGCACGUCCCAUGGGCGGUCGUUGUCCAGACCGUAUGCCAGUACCGCCGAUGGUUGCACUUUUUAUCCAGCUUCUGUGUGUUCUCGACCUGGAGCCCGCUGACGACGUAUACUCCUUCGAUAAUCAUGUCCCUUGGCUUCACCCGCAUCCAGGCCAACGCCCUCGCCGCGGUUGGCGCCUCGCUGGCUCUGGUGGUGAUAUUCAUCUUCGCUUGGCUCAGCGACCGCACUCAGCAGCGCGGCGCCACCGUCUUAGCGGGCCAGUCGUGCUAUCUUGUCGUGCUAGUCGUGGCUCGCUUCGUGCACCCUCAUGUCGGGAAGUGGCCGCGCUGGGCCCUCUGGACUGCCAUCAACAGCUUUGCCGUGGGGUACCAUCCGGCGCAUAACACGUGGUUGCAGGUAAAUUGCAAGGAUCCGAGGGAGAGGAGUAUAAGUAUUGCAAUGUGGUGCAUGUCGUCCAUUAGCGGCAUGAUGGUGGGCGCGCGCUACUUUCGUGCCGAGGACGGGCCAUACUAUCCGCAGGGUUUGCAGCUCAUGAUCAUCAUGGUGUCCGUGGGUAUGCUCUUUGCUGCGGGCCAGAUGGUCGUGUAUAUCAUGCACAACAAAAGACUCGCGAAGAGUUCCAUCACAGCUCGAGACGGAAAGGGCAUAAUGGUGUACAGACCUUGA
Molecule: messenger RNA, 1359 nt
Organism: Microdochium trichocladiopsis
Lineage: Eukaryota; Fungi; Ascomycota; Sordariomycetes; Xylariales; Microdochiaceae
Product: major facilitator superfamily domain-containing protein
Exons: 6
Coding region: 64-1359 (431 amino acids)
Biological process (GO): transmembrane transport
Cellular component (GO): membrane
Molecular function (GO): transmembrane transporter activity
Source: RefSeq, a predicted model, not a curated record